AUGCCGCCUCUACAGCCUCAAGCGGCUGCAGCAGCCGCUGCUGAGGCUUCUGGUGGAAUUUUCAGUCGCUUGCUGCUGCCCUCCUGCAGCAGCAAACUCAUGCACUGGAUCGACGCGGCAGCUGCUGCAGCUCGACCCUUCUUUGCCGAGUCUGCUAGAGCGCACCAUUCCAGCCUUGUUGCUGCAUCAAAGGCUGCUACUCUUGCGCAAGCCGCAGAAACGUCAACGCCUUCGCCAGCAGCAGCUCUCCUCUGCUGUUCAUGGGCGAUCCAGGAAUUCCUGCUGCUGUAUGCGCAGCAGCAGCAGCAGCAGCUGCGCAUACAGCAGCAGCAGCUCGACACUUCCCUGUCUCUCUCGAUUUUUCUCGCCCACAAUGCGCUGCAGCUUCGGAAGGUAUCUCAGCAGCAGCAGCAGCAGCAGCAGCAGCAGCAACAGCAGCAGCAACAGCAACAACAAGAGGAGUCACGAGACUGGUGGCUGCUGGAAGCGCAAUAUCCUGGGGGUUUGAGGGAAGCGUGGGUAGAAGCCGAUGGGGAGGAGCUGCUGCAAGCACUUUCCAUACCAUCUUUGAUAGUGAUUUCUGCAGACGAUGAUCGAUUCCACUGCAAAGCUGAUGUCUUCGCGGCUGUUCGGUGA
Molecule: messenger RNA, 636 nt
Organism: Cyclospora cayetanensis
Lineage: Eukaryota; Apicomplexa; Conoidasida; Eucoccidiorida; Eimeriidae
Product: polyhomeotic-like protein 1
Exons: 3
Coding region: 1-636 (211 amino acids)
Source: RefSeq, a predicted model, not a curated record